Molecule: messenger RNA, 3482 nt
Organism: Alosa sapidissima (American shad)
Lineage: Eukaryota; Metazoa; Chordata; Actinopteri; Clupeiformes; Clupeidae
Gene: selenoo1
Product: selenoprotein O1
Exons: 9
Source: RefSeq, a predicted model, not a curated record
CAAAACCGUGCAGCCUGGCGGAGACGCCCCUAGAUGAUAUCGGACAGCACACUGGCUGGCUGGAUGGUUAUGGAAGGCAUAAGAAAGGGAUCUUGAAGUCUCGUGGUAGGCCAGGUUAGAACGGUGGCCAUCAUUGAAUGGCUGCUACACGAAUACGUGUGUCACGAUCUUAUUUGUUUCGUUCAGGAAUUAUUUGUCUGCGAUCAAUGUCGUCUGUCGGGAUGGACGACAUGGGACUGGCGACGAGUCGGUCGCCCCUUGAAAGACUUGAGUUCGACAAUGUUGUUCUAAAAAAGCUUCCCUUGGAUCCUUCCCACGAACCAGGUGUUAGAAUGGUCAAGGGAGCAUGCUUCUCCCGUGUUCAGCCGACACCACUCACCAACCCUAAAUUCGUGGCUGUUUCUGGCCGAGCGCUUGGCUUGCUCGGACUGAAUGAAGAAGAAGUUCAGAAAGAUCCACUCGGCCCUGCAUAUUUGAGCGGCUCAAAGGUGAUGCCCGGAUCCGAGCCGGCUGCACACUGCUACUGCGGACACCAGUUUGGUAACUUUGCGGGUCAGCUGGGUGACGGAGCAGCUUGUUACCUGGGCGAAGUUAAGGCGCCAGCUGAUCAGAACUCUGAGCUGUUGAAGGAGAACCCAUGUGGGCGAUGGGAAAUCCAAGUUAAAGGAGCGGGGUUGACACCCUACUCUCGACAGGCAGACGGGCGAAAGGUGCUGCGCUCGAGCAUCCGGGAGUUCCUCUGCAGUGAGGCGAUAUUCUCUCUGGGAAUCCCGACCACUCGUGCCGGGUCCCUGGUCACCUCUGACUCCAAGGUCGUCAGGGACGUGUUUUACAGCGGAAAACCUCGUAUGGAGAGAUGCUCCGUGGUGCUGCGUAUUGCGCCCACGUUCAUUAGAUUUGGCUCUUUUGAGAUAUUCAAACGGGAAGAUGAGCACACUGGCAGACAGGGCCCAAGUUACGGCCUUGAUGAGAUCCGCACUCAGAUGCUGGAUUAUGUCAUAGAGACCUUCUACCCAGAAAUCCAGCAGAGCCAUCCAGACAUGGUGGAGAGGAACACUGCCUUCUUCAGAGAGCUGAUGUCACGUACAGCACGCAUGGUGGCCCAGUGGCAGUGUGUGGGCUUCUGUCACGGCGUCCUCAACACGGACAACAUGAGCAUCCUGGGCCUCACACUGGACUACGGCCCCUACGGCUUUAUGGACCGUUUUGACCCGGACUUCAUCUGCAAUGCAUCCGAUGAGUCUGGCCGGUACUCGUACCAGGCCCAGCCAGCGAUCUGCCGCUGGAACCUGCUGAAGCUGGCGGAGGCCCUGGCCCCUGACUUGCCCCCGGAGCGUGCGGAGGCAGUGCUGGACGAGUACCUGCCCCUGUACAACUCCUUGUAUGUGGCCAUGAUGAGGCGCAAGCUGGGCCUACUGCGCAAGGAGGAGCCGGAGGACGAGAUGCUCAUCACCCAGCUCAUGCAGACCAUGCACAACACGGGUGCGGACUUCACCAACUCCUUCCGUUGCCUGAGUCAGGUGAGCUGCCCAGGUGAGGGUGAGAUGGAGGCCGAGGCUCUGAAGCAGGCCGCUCACCUCCUGUUGGAGCAGUGUGCCUCUCUGCAAGAGCUCAAGGAUGCCAGCAGACCCACCAUAGACCCACGUGAGCUGAUGAUGCUGUUGUCCAUGGCUCAGAACAACGCUGCGCUGUUCCAGAUGUUGUCCCAGGGCCGAAACCUGACCAAACAGCUGGAGCGACUGAGCCGGCUGAAGGAGCUCCUGGAGACCAGCGAUGACCAGCUGAGGACCAAGCAGCUGGAGGACUGGACCAAGUGGCUCGCGCUCUACAGGGAGAGACUGAGGCGGGAGUGUGAAGGUGUGUGUGACGUGCAGGCUGCGCAAGAGGAGAGGGUGCGUGUGAUGGACAGCACAAACCCUCGCGUUGUGCUCAGGAACUACAUUGCCCAGAAUGCAAUAGAGGCGGCCGAGAACGGAGACUUCUCAGAGGUCCAGCGGGUGCUGAAGGUUUUAGAACAUCCUUUUAGUUCCGUGCCAGGUUUGGAGCAGCCUGGUUGGCUGGGUCGGGGAGGGGCCGAGGAGCCAGGAGAGAAGGAUGAGAGAGGAGAGGGGAGUGGGGAAGAGGAGGGGGCAGGGGCAGGGGCAGCAGGGGCGGGCAGCUCGGCGGCAGCACAGCGUGUGCUCGUCCCCUAUGACAGCAAGCCUCCUGCUUGGGCCAAUGAGAUCUGCGUCACCUGAUCCUCAUAAGCCUUUCCUGAACCACAAUGGCCUCUGGUGCGACCCACGCAGAGAGAGAGAGAGAGUAGGUGUGUGUGUGUGUGUGUGUGUGAGAGAGAGAGGAUUUCAAAUGAAGGAUGGAGCACUAUUUUUCUUUUCCUCUUACGCAUGAGUAAUUGAUUUAUAGCUCUUCAUUCCUCUACUACACUGUGAUCUCUGUCUGUCUCCAUAUACGUCUGUCUGUCUGUCUCUCUCUGUAGGGUCUUGCAUGUUUAGGUCAAAGGUCAAGGAAGGCAUGUGUGUGGUGUGGAGCUCCUGAGUCAAACCAGUGAAGAUAAAGACGGAGAGAGGUAGAGAGAUCAGUAGUUCAGAAUCACAUCACAGGACUUCAGCAACAUGGGUCUUGACAUUGAAUGAACUUGAGUUUAUUGUUUCUGAUCGAUCAUGUGCAGAAGGCUAGCUGAAAACUAACCUGAAAAUGAUGGUGGUGGUGACGCGGUUUGUGAUGACCUGUCCCUUCUGCUCUUCUCUGUCUUGCUCGCCGGCUGGUUUUGCAUGACGUCUCACACCUCUAGUCCUACCGGGGCAGGUGUGAGUCUGAAUUACCAGGAACCAAACACCUUCAUUUGUACCAAAGCACUUUGUGCGUGAGUGUGAGUGUGAGUGUGCGUGCGUGUGUGUGUGUGAAUGCUGACUCCUCCUUACCUGAUGUCUCAGCGCACAUAACUACAGAGGCAGAUGCUUCACAGUCUAAGCGCACAAACUCAGCCACGUUUAACCAUAUCCUAUUUCCCUCACUGCGGUAGGAUUGCUGCAUAGAGGUAGAACCAUACCAUGUACUCAUUCCAGCAUUCAUAGCGCUUAGAUAAAUACAUGAAACAACUCAUAGGGUCAUUGUUAACAGGAAUUUGUUUUAUAUUUUGACUUUGGGAUUGCUUUGAAUUUUGAAAACAAGGGAGUGGUUUUAAGAUAUGCAAUGAUACAGGUCGUGUUAACGAUUUUUUAAGGAGGAAAAGUAAAUUCAGUUUGCAUUUAGUUUUUCAACAUGUAAACCUAAUUCAAUGGGGAAAUGUUUCAUAUUUUGAAGAGGGAAAGUAAUUUAAAUUUACAAUUGAUUUUCAACAUAAAAACCUCAUUUGGGAAGGAAAUGUUUUUUUGUAUGUCUUCAACUCAUGUAUCCUUUUAAUAAUGAACACUGCACUACAGUAUAUAUUGCAUAUUUACCCCUGCAAUACAGCUAACCCAAUAAAUCUGACAGCAAAGACA